Cercopithifilaria johnstoni is the source of this 1404-nucleotide messenger RNA. NCBI's taxonomy places the organism in Eukaryota, Metazoa, Nematoda, Chromadorea, Rhabditida, Onchocercidae. The record is from the annotation of a GenBank genome assembly.
AUGACCGCUGAUGGAAUUCCACUUUGUACGGGUUUAUAUGUUGUGCCGAAAACGACGGAAACAAAAGAAGUAAGAACGACGAUGACAACUACAACGACAACAACAUACAGCGUUAUUGAAAUUGACGACAGUGAGGAGGAGUUGAAGGUAGAAACGGAAGAGAAAACAGAGCCGGAAAGUACACAAAUAACAUUGGAUUUCCCGCUAGACUACGAAGUUCUCGAUUUCGAAGAUUUGAUGGCAGAAUCGUCCGCAGAAGAAAAAGAGCGCCUUUAUGUGGUGGUAGGAAAGAAGGAUUCACCAACCCGAACAGCUGAUGCGGCAGACUACGUAGUGAAGAUGAUCGAUAUCGAUCUAGCAUCCAGCGAAAGCAAAGAUUCACCAAGUAUAGAAGCAAUAUCAGAUGCAGAAAUUGAAGGACUGAGUGAAACAGAAGGAUACACUGGCAGGCAUGACUACGAUGCUUGCGAAGGAACUAUUGCAUCCACUAGCCGAAUUAGUGAGAAAGAUCAAAAAGCAAUGGAUCGGUAUGUGACAGUAUAUAAGAAUGGAGCGUCAUCAAGGAAGCCCGAUCCUGAGGAGGAAAGGAUAAGUAAAGAGAUUUCGACCGUAGUUGCGAAGCUUUCAGGAGCAUAUAAAAGAGCAUCUGUUGAAGGAGAGCACACAGUAUACACGGAUGAAAGAACGGAGACAGAGCAUGAUGCAUCCUGGCAAAUGAAAGAGUCCCCACGGAGAUUGAAGUCAACUUACACAGUUCGAUUCUCUGAUCCAUUUCGCAUAGAAGCAGAUGAUUCUUCAUGGACCCGAAAACAAAAGCAUUCAGAAACAACAUUCCAGAAAGCAAAAAACCACCAAGGGCAAAUAAGUGAUGAGGAGAAAAGAGGAAAAGAGGAACAAACCCAAACAAAGAGAAAGGAUAUAACCGAAGAACCAAGACAAAAAAAACCAUUUGCUCCUAAAAUAAUCACCGGAUUGUUCAAAAAGGGAGAUGUAUAUCCUGAUUACCCUGUAACAGAAGCUUAUGAAGGCCCCAUUGAUACAACUUAUCGAACAUCAGAUGUGGAAGCAGAACCGAUUGAACAACUAGUUACUGUUUAUCACAGCGGAAGAUCGGAUAAAUAUGUACCAGUUGAAGAAUGGAAGCCAAGUGUGGAUAUGGGUGAAGCAUUUACAGAUGCUGCUCAAGCACUUGGAGCAAAAAUUACCGGCCUUUUCAAAAGAGGUCCUGCUCAUCUGGAUUAUCCAACAUCUGGCCCGUAUGAUGGACCACUUUCUUCAACAAGUUUAACAUCAGAUGUGGACGGAGAACCAUUGCAACAGCAUGUUGACGUUUAUCACAGCGGGCGUUCUGACGAACCAGUGACAAAAAUUGUUGAAAUACCUACCGAAAUACCGGUUGAUGAG